Letharia lupina is the source of this 564-nucleotide messenger RNA. RefSeq lists its product as uncharacterized. The record is from RefSeq and is a predicted model, not a curated record. NCBI's taxonomy places the organism in Eukaryota, Fungi, Ascomycota, Lecanoromycetes, Lecanorales, Parmeliaceae. The coding region runs from base 1 to 564 and encodes 187 amino acids. The transcript has 2 exons.
AUGACGAUCCUCUUCAACCAAGACCUACUGAAGGUUUGGUAUCCUGGGAUUGAUCAAGGAGGCGGCCAAUCUCUACACAUAAAUCAGCCACUACAAUUCUUUUCCAAUAUGAACCCUGACUUCGUCUUCGUCUGGCAAUUUGAACUUGACGUCCGCUAUACAGGAAACUGGUACAAUAUUCUCGAGAAUGCCGAGUCAAGGGAAGAUCCACCUCGUCGCUCACUCAUGGUCACUCCGGGGGUCCGCUUGUCUAGGCAGCUUCUGCAGAUUAUGCAUGAUGCCCAGAGCAUGAACAUACGGUCCCAAACGUUCGCCCACACCACGGUGCUACUCCAUGCUCUCAAAGUAGCCCAAUUCUCCGUACCGCAAUACUUAGACCACCAAGAGGAGGUCGAUGAACCGGAGGAAGACAACAAAAUCUUCAACACCGUCGGGCCGAAUGGCACCUUUACUGACUUUGCUGCGCAAGAUAUUGAUCAAAAUGCGAACACGAAGUACGUUUCGGUGGCGUCUGGAGUUCGAGCAGUAUCCACGGACGUUGUAUCGGCGGUGGUGUGGACUUGA